GAAUUAAAGCUAACAUCCAGUAGUGGUAAUGUUGAAAAAAUCAUUGAAACAGUUUCUAUUCAAAUUCACACUGAUUGUUAAUCAGUACAAAUAAAAGACUCUUGCUAAACGAAUUUGAACGAAAUUGUUUAAUUGCGGAGAAAAGAGCAAAAUAAACGUUGAAUUUAUCAUCGGUCGGGGUUGGUACAAACCGAAAUUCAAAAUUACUGAUAUCUCUGUUUAGCUCCCUCAUUCGGCAGCAACUCGAUAUAAUUCUCGGUUGGCGAUAUCAUUUGGGCCGGAAAAGCCAAACGUACACAAUGAAAACGCUGUAGAUCUAGACGCACUUGUGUACUUCCAUUAUCGAUCGGUUGUUUAUUUACAUUGUCUUCACUUCAUUCAUGCGCGUUUCAGAUGUGAACUUGUCCGUAUUUGAACUUGAAGAAGCUUUUGUAUUUAUUUCUGCGUGAAUAUAUAGUUAUAUCAUAAUCUUCAAUAAAUAUCGUGACUUGUCUUGAGCGUUAUGGAAGAUAUGGAUCGGCGAAAGGCCCGGCGAAAGGAGACCAGGGCGGCAUAUGAAACUAGACGGGGGUCGCGGAGUCGACUUUCACUAUCGACGAAGGUGCAUGGAAUGUUUAGAGAGACGAUGUCUUCCGCCGGUACCGACCAAAAUGACAGCUUUUUGGAGCUCCUGCUACAAACGUAUCAAGAACAUUCUGAAAACUGUUCCACUUCCAGCGUGAGAAAUACAGGAGACAGGAGAUGUCCAUUGGUAGCAUCGACACCAGUUAAGACAGUUACAGGCCAAGUUGACAGCGGCUCAGAUGUGCCAUCUCUUCCGUCAUCUGUAGGUUCUAUCCACACUACCCGAUCUUCCAGUCACAACACAGAGGAUUCUGUUGCAAGUGAAACAAACAAGUUUGAUAUCAGUGUCAGUUUCGUGGAGAAAGGGGACUACAUCUACCCAAAAGAGCCCAUCGUCGACGUGGAAAAUGAUUCUGACUUUGAGGACCCAGAGGCUACAUUAAGUCUACAAAUCGGGGAGGAUUGCAGAGGACUUGAGGCGGUUGGACCAGAAAACGACGUGUUGGGGGAGGUAACAGAUGGACAGGGAGACAUGACGAGUGAGUUCACCAGAUCUGGGCUACACAAAAAGAUUGGUGCAGAGGAAGGAGAGGAAAUGGAGCUCUACAUCAUUUCCAAAGAGCGAUUGGUGGACUUGGCCACCAAGGCAAAGUCUCGAUGCCAGAGAUGCGGGUCUAGUGUGCAAGUUGCUGUGCGUCAUGCCAAUGGCAGUGCAGCACACGUAGACUGGGUAUGUCCAGAUGGUCACACAACGCCAUCCUGGUGCUCGCAGGAGACUAUCAAUGGGUCACACAUCGGGGACAUCAAACAGGCCAGUGCAAUUCUCUUAAGUGGAAACAACUUCCAAAAAAUAAAAAUGAUGUCGCAGUUUAUGAGGCUCCACUGCAUAAACAAAACAACUUUCUACCAGCUGCAGAAGAAAUACCUGUGUACGUGUGUCGAGAAGUACUGGGAGGGAGUGCAGAGGGAGACCCUAGCCAAGCACUCUGGAACACCCGUAGUCCUGUGUGGGGACGGACGCAAUGAUAGCCCUGGGUUCUGUGCCCAAUACCUCACCUAUACGCUCAUGGAGCAUGAUACAAAGGACGUAUUCAACGUUCACUUUGUUGACAAGAGGGAAGUGGACAUGAAGAGUCCAGUGAUGGAGGCAAAAGCAUUCAAAGAAAGCCUCCAUCAAUUGGAGGAAAAAGGCGUCCACAUCCAAGAGAUCGUCACCGAUGCUCACACCUCGAUAGCCAAGCACAUGAGGGAGAAACGGCCAGACAUCACUCACUCCUGGGACGUGUGGCAUGGUGCCAAGAAUCUGGGAAAGAAGCUGUCCAAGGUGUCCGCUAGAGCAGCUACGAGGCGUUUGGUGUUUUGGAUUAGGCAUGUGGUGCUCCAUUUUUGGUACUGCGCAAAGGAAUGUGGCAGGGAUACUAGGGCUUUGAAGGCAAAAUGGCAUGGGCUCACCCACCAUGUAACGAACAAACACACCUGGAUCUCUGGAAUGGGACAGUCAAAUACAUGCGACCAUGGAGAAUUGGAGAAUCCAGACAGGGAGGAGUGGCUGAGCCCAGGAGACAAUGCUCACAAAGCACUGGUGGAGGUGGCCUACGAAAGGAAGUUCAUCAAUAACAUGCGCUACUUCUCCAAUUUCAGACACACCGGUACAUUGGAAUCCCUCCACAACCAUAUCCUAAUGUACGCUUCCAAGCGGUAUUCAUUUGAGUACCCAGCCUACAGAGCUAGGAACCUCUUGGCAGUAAUCGACUACAUGGCUCACAAAGACAGGCCUGUGACGACUGAUGAUCAGGGGAAGCAGAAGCAUGUAGCGGUAUGGUCGAAGCAUGCCAAGAACUAUGUGGCACGGCCUGUGAUGGUUCCUAAGACAUACUCGUACAUCCCAGUUCUCAUGAGGGACAUCCUUGCAAGGAGAGAGAGAGAUGAGAUGCCCCUCUUCGCCAAAACAGGACUGAUGCCAGGAGAUCCUCGGGCAAUCCGACCACGUCUUGCUCCCUUUCCGCCACCCUCCAUUGAAGAAAUAUUGGGCAGGAGACAUACCCGACUAGAUGGCAACUGAUGGCAACUACAUGGCCACACUUGUGCAGUGAUUAUAUUUUGUUAAUAAUCAUAGCUAUGUCAUAUUCCAAUCAAAGCUAUAAUGGUUUUUAUGAUGCAUGAUUUUCGUGAUAUGAAGUUGGAUGUCAAUAGUAAUAGGCAUAUUUUUCUGUUGAGUCAGAUAUACUGUUGCACUUAGCACUAUAUGGAAAUUCCCUUGCAUGUACAAUUACAGGUGUGCAACUUGAACAUGAAAUUACAUGCACUUUGAUUGUGUUGAUAAAAUGACUUGAACGUUUGAAGAGAAGGUUGAGUUCUGGGAAGAGGUGAAAAAUAAUUUGUGAACGUUAUCAUUCUUAUUAUGCAAGUGUGGAAGAACAUCAGAAA
Messenger RNA from Strongylocentrotus purpuratus (purple sea urchin), 2991 nucleotides. RefSeq lists its product as uncharacterized. The coding region runs from base 503 to 2626 and encodes 707 amino acids. The record is from RefSeq and is a predicted model, not a curated record. Lineage: Eukaryota; Metazoa; Echinodermata; Echinoidea; Camarodonta; Strongylocentrotidae. The transcript has 15 exons.